Penicillium cosmopolitanum is the source of this 1173-nucleotide messenger RNA. RefSeq lists its product as uncharacterized. Lineage: Eukaryota; Fungi; Ascomycota; Eurotiomycetes; Eurotiales; Aspergillaceae. The record is from RefSeq and is a predicted model, not a curated record. Bases 1 to 1173 code for a protein of 390 amino acids. The transcript is spliced from 3 exons.
AUGGCAGACUCAGGGAUGGAUGAGUUUGCGCAGACCCGUGGGGCCGACGAUCUCUUUGAUGAUGAGAUCAUCCCGGUUUCGGCAGAGGAGCAACAGGUUCAGACGGAAGUAGUGGUGCCGGAGGAGGUAGCACCGGCUCCGCAGGUGCAAGAGGAGAGUCCGCGCGUCGAAAAGACAGCCUCCCCGCGCGGGGAAACGCCGCAGCGAGGCCGUGGCAGUGAGAGAGGCCGAGGUCGAGGACGUGGCCGCGGUAAAGGAGGUCGCGGAGGUCGCGAAUCGCAACCGGUCGAGCAAAAGCGCGCUGAGAGUGUACCACGAAAGAACGGCGCAGCGAAGAGCGGGCUAGAAGGAAGUCGAUGGGCCACUGCAGAGGGGUCAUCGGAGAAGCCGCAAGAGGUGGAGAAGGAGAAGGUGCGAGAACAGGAACAGGAACAAGAACAGGCAAAAGAAAAGGACCAAGACCAGCCCGCAGAGGAAGAGGAGAGCAAGGCGGAGGUCGCGAGUGCUGAUGGCACCGAAGCCGCACGAGUGCCAGCUGUCCGAGGGGAUCGAAGUGCCACUGGAGGUGUGAGGAAGCCGAAACUCACAGAGGAGGAGCUUUCCAAGCGCAUCGCUGCGGCCAAAGAGAACGCCGUCAAGAAGGCAGCCGCCCAUGCUCGAGCACAGGCCGAUCAAGCCUCCUUCAUGGAACGUGAGCAAAUCGCCGCCAAGAAGCGCCGCGAGGAACUUGCGAAUCGCCGUGUCAUGGAUAACGAGCGAGAGCAAAACCGACAGCGCAAACUCAAGGCCCAAACCGGUCGUGAAUGGGAUUCCCAGAAACGUGAAGAGGACUACAACCCUCGUGGCGGCGGUAGCCAAUUUCGACGUGGCAUGCACGGUGGCGUGUCUGGACACACGCGGAAAGAUUUCGACGCCGCACCUUCUGAGGAGGCCGCUGAAGAUCUACUGAGCCCCAAUCGGGGGCAGCGUGCCUCCUCAAGGGAGCCAUCUGAAAAAUCAUCUUCGCCUGCUGUCAAAAAGGAGGAUUUCCCUGCUCUCCCUGCCGGAAAGAAGCCGGAGGACGACCCCAAGCCAGCAGCUGCACCCCUGGAGAAGCCCUCUAUGGAAAAGCUGGAGGCUACAAUGUCCCCCGUGACUGGCACUUGGGCUGACCAGUUUGACGACGACGAAUAG